UAAAUAUCGACGCUGUACAGUUCACGACAUCAUGAGAUUCAUGGAAUAAUCAGAUUUCUGUUUAUCGCUAGCGUCAACAUUUUUGUAGCCAGUGCCUCAUUAAUGUAUGAGAUAACACCUUGCAAUUACAUCAUAGCCGCAGAGUAAUGUGGGCAAAGAGUGUUUUGUUGAGUGCUAGUUAGAGGACGUGCGCGAUUUUCAAACAUCUGCAGCGGAACUUAUCAAAAAACAAGCGUGUGACAGUCGUCUUAUUCAGAGUUGUAGUAAGAAAGCAGCUUAAUGUUUAUGAAUUAUCAGAACAGUGGAGUCCAUCCAUUACUGUCAAAACAACAUAACCUAAAUAACCUAAUGCAUAGCUCCAGUUUCGGUAUUCUGUUAUAGUGACUAGAAAACAAGUAGCGAUGGGUAGACAAGUUCUGAAUUUAAAUGUAGGCAUUCUGGGUCACGUCGAUUCCGGAAAAACCUCUUUAGCAAAAGCAAUUAGUACAGUUGCCAGCACAGCGGCGUUUGACAAGAAUCCUCAAUCUCAAGAAAGAGGAAUAACGAUUGAUCUUGGAUUCAGUUCUUUUCAGGUUGACAUGCCGCCACAUCUUACGAAAUAUAGUGAUAAAGAGAUUUUGCAGUUCACAUUUGUGGACUGUCCUGGCCAUGCCUCUCUGAUACGAACAAUUAUUGGUGGAGCUCAGAUUAUAGACAUGAUGAUACUUGUAGUUGAUAUAACAAAAGGCAUGCAGACUCAAACUGCUGAGUGCUUGAUUAUUGGGGAAAUAACAUGCAAACAUAUGAUUGUUGUUUUAAAUAAAAUUGAUUUACUGCCACCUGAGAAAAGAGGAGUAAUGAUUGAAAAGAUGACAAAGAGAAUGAAAAAUACUUUAGCAAACACUGUCUUUAAAGAUGCUCCUGUAGUUAGUAUUUCUGCAAAAUCUGGGGGAGAUUCUGAUUUAAACAGUAGUUCUGUUGGAAUAGAAGAACUUAUAGAAACACUAAAACAAUAUGCUUAUGUUCCCACCCGUGGUACCUCGGAACCAUUCUUGUUUGCUGUUGAUCAUUGCUUCAGCAUUCGUGGGCAGGGGACUGUAAUGACUGGAACUGUUCUUCAGGGAUUUGUAAAUGUUAAUGAUGCAAUUGAAAUCCCUUCAAUGCAAGUUACUAAAAAGGUGAAAACAAUGCAGAUGUUUCAUCAGCCAGUUGAACAGGCAUCACAAGGAGAUCGACUAGGCAUAUGUGUUACACAGUUUGAUCCAAAACUUCUAGAAAGAGGACUAGUGUGUUGCCCAGGAUAUAUCACAAAUAUACAUGCUGCAAUUAUUUCUGCACAGAAGAUCAGAUAUUUCAAGAGUUCUGUAAAAUCAAAAAUGAAAUUUCACAUAAGUGUUGGUUAUGAAACUGUGAUGGCAAAAGUUUCAGUUUUUGGGCUCAUGGAGAAUGAUAAAUGCUGUGAGAAGUCUGAUGAGAGGGGUGACUCCUUCAGUUUUCAGCAGAUAUACAAGUAUCAAGAUGAGUUACUGUCUGAUGAAUCAGAUAGCACAAAACAGAUAGAAAAGGAAUUACCUUUAAAACAAUAUGUUUUACUUGAGUUUGAGAAACCAAUAUUGGCAAGUUCUCGUUCCCUUGUCAUUGGUUCAAAACUGGACAUUGAUAUCAAUAGUAACAGUUGUCGAAUUGCAUUCUGGGGAAAGAUGCUCGAGAGGAUUGUUGAUAAAAAUUAUUCCACUGCUGUACUACCAAAACUGAAAGUUUACAAAAACAAAUGCAAGACAGGAAUUGUUGACAGAAUAAAAAAUGCAAAUGAAGUAAUCGGAAAGGACAUUUUCAAGAGGGAAACAAACAUCCAGCUGUUUGUAGGGUUAAAAGUGAACCUGUCCACUGGUGAAGAGGGAGUAAUAGAUGGAGCAUUUGGCCAGAGUGGGAAAAUCAACAUCAGAAUUCCAGGUGGCCUGAAAGAUACAACUAUUUCUCAAAUAAAUCAAGGCUCAAAGAAAAAGGGUAAAAAUGUUGCUGUACAAGAUGAUGGAAAUGAUACUGGCCCUGUGAAAUUUACAGUUGCAUUCAAAAGAUAUGCAUAUGAUCCGGAAAAGAGGAUGACACAGCUUUAAUGUCUGUAAAAACAAACUUGAAAUUGUUUGUAAUUAAAGUUACUCUGUUAAAUGACAAAUAAAAUAAAUGUUUAAGACACUAAAGUCAUUCAAAUGUGAAAAA
Schistocerca cancellata (South American locust) is the source of this 2199-nucleotide messenger RNA. It is a transcript of the gene eEFSec, whose product is annotated as selenocysteine-specific elongation factor. The record is from RefSeq and is a predicted model, not a curated record. Gene Ontology annotation, molecular function: GTP binding; GTPase activity; translation elongation factor activity. Lineage: Eukaryota; Metazoa; Arthropoda; Insecta; Orthoptera; Acrididae. Gene Ontology annotation, biological process: selenocysteine incorporation. Bases 402 to 2096 code for a protein of 564 amino acids. The transcript is spliced from 6 exons.